AGGAAUUAGACAAAUUAAGGCACAAUUGUGAAAUCAUUUCCCUGUACAGUAUAUAUAGAGGCUCUUCUAAUCAUCUAUCACUGCUUAUUUUUGCAGAAGACUGUACUUCACUGUAUUUUGCAGUCCAGCUUAACUAAAAAAGAUGGCCGGGAUCCUCCCAUAGAGCAAAGCCAUAGGGGUUAAUUUCUGUGGUGUAAAUGACAAUUAUUAUAUAAUUCGCUCGGAUCUUGACUGUUUCAUGUACUCAACAAAUUUCCACCGAGGCUCUGACCUCACGAUUUACAGCUUGCACCCCUGCUGUCAGGGUGGAGACCACUAUCUGGCCUUGGACGACAACACAUUCUACAUUAUCAAAGGCAACACUUAUCGCUGUGUGUCCGAUAUGAGCAAAGAUCUUGGUUCUGUGGUGUAUAACCUGCACCCAAACUGUCAAGGGGGUGAUCACUAUCUGUCUGCUUAUGGUUAUUUCUACAUGAUAUUUAAGAGCAGAGGCGUGUAUCACAAAACGUCCAAUAUGAACAAGGAUAGCGAUGCAGUUGAAUACCAACUGCAUCCCAACUGCAACGAUGGCCUAUACUACUGGGGCACAAAGAGCUACUCCUACUUUCUCAAGCCAAAAGAUGAGUGGGGGAUCCAGUAUCACAAAACUAAUAAUCUUAACAAAGAUACCCAUGCAGACACAUUCUCAAUUCAUCCAGAUGUUCUUAACUUCCUUCCUGGAGGGCUUGGUCAGACACAUGGCCCAGCCUUUGGAAAAUGGGAUCUCAUUAAGAUAAUUUCCAAUGAUUCAGAAAUUCCCGUAACCUGGGAAAAGAAGAUAACCCGGAAAGUGGGCUUUACCAAAUCCAAGUCAUCGAGUAUCGAGCACAACUGGAAAGUGAAUAUAAGCAGCACGUAUCAGGCAGAUGCUCUGACAGCAGCGAUUGCCAAAUACCAGUUCUCUCUGUCAGCAGAAUAUGGAGGAAUCAGCGUCAACACAGAAAGUGAAAACUGGGAAGAAGCAAUUGAGGUGGCAGAGACCAUGACCCUGACUCUGCAGCCCCACACUAAAAUGUACGUGUGGCAGUACAAGCUCGGCCUUGGCAAGGAAGAUGUCCUCUUCUGCCGUGACAUGGUACUUCAUGACAAUCCUAACCCCCCUUCCAUCAUUCCACUUCCACCUGCUAACAAGUAGUGUGUUGGUGAUUCUAUGGAUAAGAUGCAUUUUGUUGGCUAGGCAUGUUAUAUUUUGCAUGGGCUUAAAUAAACAGAAAAUAUGAUUAUGUAAUAGGAAUGCUUUUAGGAACUACAUUUUUUUUUUUUACUUGUUUGUCUGUUUUCUUAUUUUAAUUUAGGAAGUUACAAUACAACAAAGAAAAACACAAUAAUCUUAACAAGAAUUAAAUCAACUUGUAUAACAAUAUACUGAUUUUUAAACCAGAUCAUAUGCCAGAUUUCAUAACUCCAUACAUACUGUAUAAGAUCUAUGUACUCAAAUGUGAUUCUUCCAUGUCAUUAUUCUUCAAUAAUAUUUGCAUUAAUGGUAAAUGUUGAAUAAAUUCACAAUUUAGUUUGCAACAGUAUGGACAGUAA
Messenger RNA from Brienomyrus brachyistius, 1572 nucleotides. RefSeq lists its product as uncharacterized. The coding region runs from base 239 to 1174 and encodes 311 amino acids. The record is from RefSeq and is a predicted model, not a curated record. Lineage: Eukaryota; Metazoa; Chordata; Actinopteri; Osteoglossiformes; Mormyridae. The transcript is spliced from 2 exons.